Molecule: messenger RNA, 846 nt
Organism: Cephus cinctus (wheat stem sawfly)
Lineage: Eukaryota; Metazoa; Arthropoda; Insecta; Hymenoptera; Cephidae
Product: protein transport protein Sec61 subunit gamma
Exons: 4
Coding region: 174-380 (68 amino acids)
Biological process (GO): post-translational protein targeting to membrane, translocation; protein targeting
Cellular component (GO): membrane; Ssh1 translocon complex
Molecular function (GO): transmembrane protein transporter activity
Source: RefSeq, a predicted model, not a curated record
UGGCGUCGUGGCGCUUCCACUUGCUUCCACUGCAACGUCAGUCGUUGCGGAUGUGACGUUUGCUAUACGCUGUCCACGUAGCUUGUAAAAUUGUAAUUGAGUGGCUUAUACACACGUCAAACAGCACUUCGAAUAGUGUUCUUGAACUGUACGCAAGAACUUCAUUUCAGAAAAUGGAUCAAGUGACGAAGCUUGUUGAACCUGGUCGGCAGUUUGCCAAGGAUAGUAUUCGUCUUGUCAAAAGGUGCACCAAACCAGACCGGAAAGAAUUCCAGAAGAUAGCUAUUGCUACCGCUAUUGGAUUUUGUAUAAUGGGAUUUAUAGGAUUUUUCGUUAAACUAAUCCAUAUUCCUAUCAAUAACAUCAUUGUGGGUUCAUAAACCAAUAUGAAGAAAUUAUUUAUUGUUAAGGAACGUUAAGAUUACUUCCCUCAUCCAAAUCCAUCACUUUUCAGUCCUUAAGUUUAUUUAUGACUCAAAAUUGUAUAUCAUUUGGAAUUGAUUGUGAUUGAAAUAGUUGCGAAGAUGACGUGUGCAUGAUGUUAUGAAUUUUGUAAUAAAAUAGAAAUGGUUGAAAAUACAAUAGACUUCAGUUCUUUUAUUCUAAAUUAAUAAUUUUAGUAGUAAAUGCACAAGUUAUUUUUACUCAUCUAGAUUCUUAAGUGAUUCAAUUACACAUGACACAAUUAUUACUUUAACAAAAUAUUUUAUUAGAAAUCUUAGUGACAGUUAUUAAAACAAAAUAAAUUUCACUUAUAAAGCAUAUAACAAAAUACUUCUCUAGUAAUUGUAUGGAAAUAUAACUGUAUUGCAUAUUUAGGUCAUAUUUAAACGGUUGUUAAAACUU